Molecule: messenger RNA, 1368 nt
Organism: Cotesia congregata
Lineage: Eukaryota; Metazoa; Arthropoda; Insecta; Hymenoptera; Braconidae
Source: the annotation of a GenBank genome assembly
AUGUUAAAAGAUCUUGAAGACCAUAUUUCGAGUGCAGGACUUGCAGACAUGAUGGCAGCUGUCGACGUAAUUACUCAGGACUCGGAAAAAUAUGUCGAGAGAUUAUUAGAACAGUUUCGUAGAUUUUCAAAACUAGUUAAAGAAGCUUUUGACGAUGACCCACGCUUUUUGACAGCUAGAGAUAAAGCUUACAAGCUGGUUGUAAACGAUGCGACGGUGUUCAGACUAGAAUUGCCGUCAAAGCAGCCCCCAGGAGCGACUACCGUUGUUGUAAACAGCAAACCCAAUAAUAAUAACAGCGGGCUGCCGGAGUCAAAGUGUCCAGAGUUGUUGGCUAAUUACUGUGAUAUGUUACUUAGAAAAACUCCACUUAGUAAAAAGCUCACGUCUGAUGAAAUUGAAAGUAAACUACGUGAUGUGCUACUAGUGUUGAAGUAUGUUCAAAACAAAGACGUAUUUAUGCGGUAUCACAAAGCACAUUUAACGCGCAGAUUAAUUCUCGACACAUCAGCGGAUUCUGAAAAGGAAGAAAACAUGGUUGAGUGGCUGCGAGAAGUUGGAAUGCCUGCAGAUUAUGUUAACAAAUUAGCGAGAAUGUUCCAGGAUAUAAAGGUGUCUCAGGAUCUUAAUCAGCAGUUUAAAGAGCAGUGUCGUGCAGCUAUUGCUGACAGUAUAAAUAUUAAAAUAUUAAAUGCUGGCGCGUGGGCGAGAGGCAGCGAAAGAGUUACCGUCAGCUUGCCAUUACAAUUAGAAGAUUAUAUUCCAGAGUUAACAUUUUCAAAUGAAGUCGGACGUUUUGAUGUUGACGUUACGACAUUUCAAAUGGCCGUCCUUUUUGCCUGGAACCAACGUCCAAGGGAUAAAGUAUCUUAUGAAAAUCUUCAACUAGCAACAGAGUUACCUGAUCCAGAGUUAAGACGGACAUUGUGGUCACUUUGCGCUUUUCCGAAAUUAAAAAGGCAAUUAGUGUUAGUUGACCCGCCAGCUUGCAGCCCUAAAGAUUUUUCUCAUAAUUCUAAAUUUUGGGUUAAUCAGGAAUUUGCUAUCAUAAAAAAUGGUAAGCUUCAAAAAAGAGGAAGAAUAAAUUUAAUUGGAAGAUUACAAUUGUCUACCGAACGAAGUAAAGAAGAAGAUAAUCAAUGUAUUGUUCAACUUAGGAUAUUACGAGUUCAGGAAGCUAUAAUUAAAAUUCUGAAGAUGAGGAAAAAAAUAACAAACGCUCAGUUACAAACAGAAUUAGUAGAUAUUCUAAAAAAUAUGUUUUUGCCGAGUAAAAAAAUGAUUAAAGAACAAAUCGAAUGGCUUAUCGAGCAUAAGUAUAUCAAGAGACACGAAGACGAUAUCAACACAUUCGUGUACAUGGCAUAA